AUGAACUCGACCUUUGCGCCACCGGCGGCGGCAACAUAUCCCGAGCUCUAUGCCCUGGCGAGUCAAAACCCGAAACUGUCUUUUCUGGAGAAGGCGUGGUGGCACACUAUGCUUACUGGGAUAAUGACAUUAUCGCAACUGGUACGCCCCCCAAUGUAUUUUCUCUGUCACCUACUAACUUCGAUAGGCAUCAUCACCUUCCUUGCUCACGAAAUCCUCUACUUCGCCCGCUGCAUCCCGUGGAUAAUCGCCGACGCUCUACCUACACUCUUUCACCGUUUCAAGAUUCAGGACAAGAAGGCACCCCCAUCAGCAAAAGAACAAUGGAGCUGUGUGAAGUAUAUCCUUGCUAUCCACUUCAUUGUCGAAAUGCCUAUGAUAGUCCUGUUCCACCCGAUGAUGGAGCUCUUUGGCCUCAAAUACGCCCUUCCAUUCCCAGACCUUAAAACCCUCGCCAUUCAGAUCACCAUCUUCUUCUUCGUCGAAGAUACAUAUCACUACUGGCUACAUCGUGCCUUUCACUGGGGCCCUCUUUAUCGUGCCAUCCACCGGGUGCACCAUCAAUAUGCCGCGCCGUUUGGUCUGACGGCCGAGUACGCCAGCCCAUGGGAGACCAUGCUUCUUGGCCUGGGCACAAUUGGACCCCCUUUGGUUCUUGGUUCCUUCACCGGCGAGGUGCAUUUGAUGACUGUGCUGGCUUGGGUAGCUCUGCGGCAGUUUCAGGCCAUUGACGCGCAUUCUGGAUACGAUUUCCCUUGGAGUCUGAGACGGAUCUUUCCACUGUGGGGAGGAUCGGACUGGCAUGACGAUCACCAUCGGUACUUCCGGGGUAAUUACUCAAGCUCGUUUAAGCAUUGGGAUAUCUUGAUGGGAACGGUUGCCGGUCCCCGAGGGAAGAAGAUGCGGCAGGAGUGA
Molecule: messenger RNA, 915 nt
Organism: Aspergillus vadensis CBS 113365
Lineage: Eukaryota; Fungi; Ascomycota; Eurotiomycetes; Eurotiales; Aspergillaceae
Product: sterol desaturase family protein
Exons: 2
Coding region: 1-915 (304 amino acids)
Biological process (GO): ergosterol biosynthetic process
Molecular function (GO): C-4 methylsterol oxidase activity; iron ion binding
Source: RefSeq, a predicted model, not a curated record